Molecule: messenger RNA, 762 nt
Organism: Saxophila tyrrhenica
Lineage: Eukaryota; Fungi; Ascomycota; Dothideomycetes; Mycosphaerellales; Extremaceae
Exons: 3
Coding region: 1-762 (253 amino acids)
Molecular function (GO): oxidoreductase activity
Source: RefSeq, a predicted model, not a curated record
AUGGGACGUGACAACGACUUUACCGGCAAGACCAUAGCCAUUAGUGGAGGAGCUUCCGGCAUCGGCCUGGCUACAGCCCAGACCAUCUACUCGAGGGGCGGCUCAAUUUCGAUUGCAGAUGUUGACCAAAAUGCUCUCGACGAAGCUGCAGCGAGUUUCCAAGACCGGGAGAGGGUGAUGCUGACCAAAGUGGACGUCUCCAACCGCAAAGAAGUUGACCAGUGGAUUGCCACAACCAUUGAACGCUUUGGGAGUCUAGAUGGAGCAGCCAACUGUGCGGGAAUAAUCGGCAAGCACCAUGGGACUCGCACGGUCGAGCAGCAGGAUGACGACCAGUGGGAUAUGAUCAUGCGUGUCAACCUGACGGGAAUGAUGUACGUGCUGAGGGCGGAGCUCCAAGCGAUGAAAGGGCCGGGCGGCAUCGUCUGUGUCAGCUCCAUCCAGGGCACGAUGGGGUUUGCAAAGCACGCUGCGUACACAGCCUCGAAGCAUGGCAUGUUGGGCUUGGUGAGAAGCGCUGCAAAGGAAGUGGGAGAACGAAACAUCCGAGUCAAUUCAGUCGCACCUGGGAGUAUAGCGACCCCUUUGAUGGACAAGCGUAAUGCGCUGGAAGGUGUGGUACCGCACGACUACCACCCAACGCCAAUCAGCCGGCUUGGGAAGCCCGACGAAGUAGGCAACCUCAUCGCCUUUUUGCUCAGUGACGAAUCAGCUUUCAUAUCAGGCGCUACAUAUGCCAUCGAUGGAGCUUGGGCAUGCUAG